Gossypium arboreum is the source of this 666-nucleotide messenger RNA. RefSeq lists its product as uncharacterized. Lineage: Eukaryota; Viridiplantae; Streptophyta; Magnoliopsida; Malvales; Malvaceae. Bases 117 to 392 code for a protein of 91 amino acids. The transcript has 2 exons. The record is from RefSeq and is a predicted model, not a curated record.
UGAUCCUUCCUCGUCAUCAUUAGCAACAGUCAAGGACCCAUUUGCAUAAGUUGAUAAACAUAAAGUUGCUAAACUCGAAGUUGACAUUUCCUGUUUCAAAUAUUGUCAAUAUCAAAAUGUGUGAACCUAAACAUUAUGCAACACAGACUCCCUCAGAGAAAGAUGUUAAAGCACCGAACAUAAUUGAGAGAGGUAAGGAAGAAAUUGAGGCACUAUUCCACCAUGAUAAAAAACCACACCAUCACAAAGAAACACAUGGGAGGAGCGAUGAUAUCGACGAGAACACCGCUGUUGAUGAUGUUAAGGGCCCUAACGUGUUUGAAAGAGUGAAAGAAGAAGUGGAGGCCAUUGUUGGAGCAAUUCAUCCCAAGAAAGAAUCUAAAGGACCGUGAGUCACCUUCGUCGAUGCAAGGUGGGUUUAGAAUUCUGAUUCGAGGAUCAUAUCGAAUAAUUUAGGUUUAUAAUCUCAGUAUGAUGUUUAAUUUGCUCAUUCAACUAUGAAAGCAUUGUAGAAUUUGAUUCUUGUGUUUGACAAGUAGCUUGUCUUUGUCUGAUUUUCUUUACAUCUGUCCCUCUGCUUUAUGUUUGGAAUUCUUUAUCUUAAUGUUGCUCGAUUGUUCUUUGACAGAGUCCAUUGAAUACAAAGCGUCUAUUAUCUGAGUAAAA